UACCUCCAUAGCUCCUCUCCGCUCCACCUCCUUUAACUCGCUCUCUCUCUGCUACUGCUCCGUACAGAAAUGCAGCCAAGCUUGAUCUGACUUGUCCUGCCUACAACCUACAACUUACUCAACCAACUCAUUUUGCGCCGUUUUCUCCGCGUAUUCCGGUACUUUCUGUUCUGCAAACGCGUUGACAUGGCCAUUUUUGUAUCGCCACAGUGUCUGGGAAUGAUUAUACUCGGGGCCGUGCUUAUUCAAACCAUCGCCGUUUCUGUCAGUUUCAUGUACUUCAACCAAGUCCUUAGCACGAUGAAGGAAAGUUUUUCUAGGAGCAGCGUGUCUUGUUUGAUGAACUCAAAUCCACCCUCUGGGCUUCAGGACAGCACCGCCGAGGGGAAGAAGAGCGACCCCUGCUGGCAAGUCACACAACAGCUCCAAUCCCACAUAGAGAAGGCAAUGGAGGACAAAUUUCAAAAUGAGAUCUCCAAAACUAUGAAAAAUGAGUUGACGGCCGUGUUGCCGUUGUUGGGUCCUGCGAUUCGAGGAGUUCCUCUCCCCAAGGUGGCCGCUCACGUGACUGGAGUCGCAUCGUCCAAUGAGAACUCUGCAACAGAAGGUGAGGGCCAUGGGUUAGAAUGUGUGCACAGUAUUUACAACUUUCUCAUAAUCACAGAAUAAUAUUAGAAAGAUUUAUCAAUUUAUAUAAACAAUUUAGGUUUAAAACUCAAUUGAGGACUUUUAUUGUUGUUUUGAUUCCACCUUGGUUUCAGUCACAGUAGUGCAUAUGUAAACAUGAUUGUAUUGUUGGUUGAAUAUUACUACUUGUGUUUUAUCAGCAUUGCUUUUCUG
Boleophthalmus pectinirostris (great blue-spotted mudskipper) is the source of this 840-nucleotide messenger RNA. Its product is annotated as tumor necrosis factor ligand superfamily member 10-like. The transcript has 4 exons. Lineage: Eukaryota; Metazoa; Chordata; Actinopteri; Gobiiformes; Gobiidae. Bases 187 to 669 code for a protein of 160 amino acids. The record is from RefSeq and is a predicted model, not a curated record.